Messenger RNA from Schistosoma curassoni, 2490 nucleotides. The record is from the annotation of a GenBank genome assembly. Lineage: Eukaryota; Metazoa; Platyhelminthes; Trematoda; Strigeidida; Schistosomatidae.
AUGGGGGCAGCUUUUGGAAAAGUUUUAAAUUACUUAUACAUAGUUGACCAUGGUGAAGCAACAACUGAUUCUAAUUUAAAGAAAGCAAAGAUAACGUGCAUGUUAUCGUCAACUCAAAAGCCUGCGAAACCUAACCCUCAUUGGAAACACCUUGAGCUUCAGAAACCAGGUGAAGAGUUACGCAUAAGCAACCUCAAGGCUGGUGCGAAGUUCAUUCACGAAUCUAGGUGUAGUCGGGAGAAUAUCGCUGUGAUAAUGGAACCUAACAAUCAUGAAGCUGCAGCUUUUAUUGUCGCAUAUUUCUCUAUCUUAAGUGGAUUACCUGUAAAAUUAACUCGUAAAGCUGUUAUGAAAUGUAGAGAAAAAUUAGAUAUUACUAAUGAAUAUGACCCUUUAAUUGAAUCAAUGCAAAAUUCGACUACAGCAAAAGAAUUACGUAAUGAUUUAUUCAAAGGUACAUCUGGUUAUACAGAAGAUAGAUUAAUUGAAGAUUUACGAAAAAUUUAUCAAUUAGCUGAAUUAGAUCCACCAACAUCAUCAGAAAUUUAUUUAGAAACAAGACGUGAAUCAACGACACAAAAUUCAUCUAAUCCAAUUUUGAAACGUUUAUCCAUUGAUAAAAGUAAACAAGAAUCAACUAAUCAAACAAAUAUUAGUUCAUCUAAUCUACGUGAUAAAACACCAGAACUAGUUGUCCAUGAAUAUGAUAAUAACAAUAUUAAACAAGAUCAACUGAUGAAUACUUCAAUAAAUUCUUCAAUGAUUACACCUCAUCAUUCAAUUGAUCAUAAUAAUUCUGUAUUAAAUGAUGCUAAACAUGAUCUACAUCAAAUUGACCAAAUCAAUAAUAAUACAAUUCAAAAUGGUACUAAACAAACUUCAUAUAAUCAUGAUAAAGAGAUUAAAACAAAAUUACCAGAUCCAUUAUAUAAUACCGAUAUGAUUACUACCAAUAAAAUAAAUUCUCAAUCAUUUAUUAAUAAUCAUGAAAUUCAUCAUUCUAAUAGUAUGAAUAAAUUAAAAACUAAUAAAGUAACAAUUAUUUAUGCUCUAUCACAUGAAUCUACAGAAGCUGAUGCUGUGGAACAAUAUUUAAAUAGUACUAGUGCAGAUGAACGUGAUAGAUUACGUAAACGUGUAAUAAUUACACAUGCUUAUUCAAAAGUUGACAAUUCUAUGGAUUAUAUAUAGAAAAUUGUUAAUUCAAUUAAUCUAUUGAACAUUGAAAAUAACAAACUACAUAACAUCAUACGUAAUUUUUCUUUUUAAAGAAGCGCUCUUUUUUUUCUUUCUUUUAUAAACAAAAAAAUCUAUAUAUGAUUAGUGUCGUUAAUAUUUAUGAUAGAAAAUUUAUCUUCAUUUCUUGUUAUGAACUAAUUCAGUUUCUAUAUCUUUUCAUAUUUAUUAUUAUUAUUAUCACUAUGACGAUUAUGAUUGACGACAAGUUUUUUUUUAAAAAAAGAAAAGAAACAAGUACUUUUAUUGAUCAAUACAAAUUUGUUUAAAUCGUUCAAAUGUUUUAUGUUACAUUUUUUAAAAAAAAGAAAACACAACGUCCAUAUUUGGAAAGUUUGUUUGUUUUUGUUAAAAAUGAUAAUUAGUACCAAAAAAAAUGUGAAAUUAUUUUUCAAAGUUAACACUAUGGUUACUUUUUAAAAGAAAACCUUAUGAAUGACAUGAAUAUUUAUUAAGCAUAGAUUGAUGUUUUCUUUUUUCUUUUUCUCUCUCAUGAAAUAGUAUAUUAUAGUGACUUGUUUUAAUUCAUUUACUUUAUCUCUAUGAUUACGUAAGUAUAGUCAUAUUUCUUAAAUAGGUAUUAGAUGUUAAAGAAAUUUACAGAGUUAUUUUAUCUUAUCAUAACUAUAACAUUUAAGAUAUCUAGAUUUGAUUGAUGAAUAACAACUGGAAAGAGCUGGAAAGGAUUGCUCAGGACAGGGUUAGAUGGAGAAUGUUGCUGAGCAUCCUAUGUUCCUUCACGAGGAGUAACAGGUGUAAGUAAGUAAGAUUUGAUUGUGUUAGAUGAUCGGUCGAUGAUUGGCAAUAAGCAAUGUGAAUUGAUGUUGUGCUAUUUGAUGUUUCAAUAGUUGAAAUCAUGAGUUAAUUGAAGCUAGACCAUCAUAGAAAACCUGAUAGCACUGAAUGGCCGUUUCGUCCUAUUGUGGGACUUCUUAGCAGUGCGCAUCCGCGAUCCCAACCCCGCGAGAUUCGAACCCAGGACCUAUCGUUUUCGCGUGUUAGCGCUUAACUACUAGACUAUUGAGCUGGCCGGCAUCCAACGGUGUUAAUUUCUAACUUCAACCAAUCCAUGGAAUCGCGUCACCGUACACCAUUGUCUUCAAUGACUUGAUAUCCCCUUCUAAUAUUUGAUAUUUAUCAAUGUUAUAGUUAUAUCUUCUUUUUACUAUUCUUUGAAUUUUGUUGAUCAAAUUGUAAAAUGAUCAUUAUUUUUGACGGAUCGAUAUCAUUUGAAAUAGGUUUUUGUUAGUAGAA